Molecule: messenger RNA, 591 nt
Organism: Salvelinus sp. IW2-2015
Lineage: Eukaryota; Metazoa; Chordata; Actinopteri; Salmoniformes; Salmonidae
Product: high mobility group protein B2
Biological process (GO): regulation of transcription by RNA polymerase II
Molecular function (GO): DNA binding, bending
Source: RefSeq, a predicted model, not a curated record
CCAGUUUGAUGCUCAGUCAACUAUCCUCUCCGGAGAAACACACAGCAGCGACAACAACAUAAACAACCUGAGACUCAUUCUGCAAACUUCAUCUGACCGGUAAAUUCAGUCGUGUCGCCAUGGUGAAAGGGGACGUUAACAAGCCAAAGGGCAAAACGUCAGCCUACGCCUUUUUCGUCCAGACCUGCCGCGAAGAACACAAGCGGAAACACCCCGAACAGUCGGUCAACUUCGCGGAGUUCUCCAAGCAGUGUUCUGAGCGAUGGAGGGGUCUGACUGCGAAUGACAAGCGUCGUUUUGAGGACAUGGCGAAGAACGACAAGGUGCGGUAUGAGAGGGACAUGAGGGGGUACGUCCCCCAAAGGGGAUGGCCAAGAGUGGAGGAAGAAGAAGGACCCCAACGCUCCAAAACGACCCCGUCUGCCUUCUUUGUGUUCUCUGCAGAGUUCCGUCCUACGGUCAAACAGGAGUUCCCAGGCUGUUCUAUAGGAGAGUGCGCUAAGAAGCUGGAAUCAUGUGGGGUCAACAGACUCCAACCCAGAAACAGCGUUUGAAGAGAAGGCUCUCCGACUGAGGGAGAAAUACGAAAGG